Hyaloperonospora brassicae is the source of this 1968-nucleotide messenger RNA. The record is from the annotation of a GenBank genome assembly. Lineage: Eukaryota; Oomycota; Peronosporomycetes; Peronosporales; Peronosporaceae.
AUGGCGACGGCCCACUUCGCAUCGUCGGCUUCGAGCGCUGGUCCGAGUGUGGGCGGCACGAACCGGACAGCGAUCCAGACGCUCUUGGGCCAAUUCGACGUCCAGAUCAACAGUAUGAAGGACUAUCCUGCGAAAGACACGAUAAACGCGCUGACGAUGUUGGCCGAAACGCGAUUGGAGUUUGCGCCGGAGAUCGUUAGUUUCUUGGAGACGAAGAUCCAUCGGGUCGCGCCGAAUUGCAAACUGCCGAUCUUUUACCUGACAGACUCUAUCCUGAAGAACGUGCGCGGGCCGUACUUGUCGCUGUUUGCAGGCAAAAUUGUACUGCUGUACUGCAAUUGCGUGCGCCAGGUAUCGGGCAAAGACCUCAAGCGCUUUAUCCAUGUGCUGAAUACGUGGGAGACCACGCGGCUGUUUAGCAAGGAAUCGAUUGUGCAAAUGCGCAGUGCCGCAAACCGCGCGUUGCAACAAGCCGACCCAGUAGCUCACUCUGUGCCUGCGAGUAUUAAUCAGGAAAAGUCAUUGCUUGUACCAGCGAGUGUUGUUUCGAGUGCAAAGGUGGCGCAGCAGCAGCAGGACAUGGAGCUGCGGUCGCUCCUCACGACCCUUCAGAACGACAUGAGCAUUCACCCGACCGAACACAUGAGUCUCGAAGAAGUGCGUGCGAAUAACCCCGACUAUUACAACCAGCUGCUCGAGUUCCACGCUGCUUCGAAGAGUACACAAACAAGUCCACCACGAGGGCUUGGUGGUGCAGCUAGUGCAUUUCCUCCAAGUGCGAAGCAGCAACAGCCUCUUUUGCAAGAAGCUGCGGCGGGCCGAGACUUUCGGUAUUCAGCUGCUCCUUCUUCUGCUUGUGCUCGCGACGCACGGAUGAAGACAAGCUCGGCGUCAAAACCCCGUUCGACGCAUACUGGAAACGCUGGUAGUAAACGGAGUGCCAACGGUGGUGCCGGCGCCGCUGCAGCAAAGUCGUCGAAUGUCGCUCAUUUGAUGCAAUUGCUUAAGCGCAAGCAGCGCGCGCCCGCUUCACCGAAGCAACGAGCUCCCGAGAUUACUAACGACGUUCCAUGUGCCCCUAAUGCAGCAGCUGUCAUGUCUAUUUUGCAGAAGCUGAAGGGAAUGUCGAGCGGAGGCACUGCAACUGGAGGGCCUACACCUCAAGCGCAAUCGCAGCAAGCUCGGCAGUCGCAGCCACAGCAGCAACAGCCACCACAGCAGCAGCAGCAGCAACAACGUAGUGACAAUGCUUCCCGCAUGUGGUUUAGCGACAAGAUCGUGGCUCACAAGGAUCGUGUUGAGUCCAACGUGCAAAAGCUGUACGCAGCGUUGCCGCUUGUGUGCCGCGAGAGUGGAUUGCGCUUCCGUGAGCAAGCUCAAUUGGACGCCCACCUGGACUUCCUCUUCAAGUACAAUCGUGCGCGUAAAGAGCGAGGUAAAGGGGGCAUAUCACGAUCAUGGUACCCAGACGAAGACCAGUGGGUGGCCGAUUUCUUUGGGGAUACCGCACCCCGCGAGAGCACCAGCAGUAGCUUUUUCGAUCGCGCGCAGCAGGAAAACGAAAAGAAUGCGGGUGAACAGGCUACGUGGGAGAAUGCGCGCGUACCUGUCGACGAGUCCAUCACGCGCUGUCAAAUUUGCGGCGAGAGCUUUGCCAAGAGCUGGGACGAAGAGGAAGAGGACUGGAUGUACACUAACGCGGUGACUGGCACGAUUCAUAACACGGGUCCGAAUGGUACGGAGGAGCAGGACACGAUAUUCCACAAAUAUUGCCACGACACAGUGCUAGCCAACUCGAAGUAUGUCACUCCGGCACAUCUAAUUCCCACAAAGACAACUACUGCACUUAAUAUGGCGGUCUCCGAUGAUAGUAUGGAUGGCAGCAGUAGCGGCGUGAAGCGAUCACUGGACGAGGACGACUCGGAUAGCGACGGCGACGAUGACGUGAAGCGAGUGAAAACUACGUGA